Messenger RNA from Pistacia vera, 1674 nucleotides. RefSeq names its product probable receptor-like protein kinase At1g33260. The transcript has 2 exons. The coding region runs from base 443 to 1459 and encodes 338 amino acids. Gene Ontology annotation, cellular component: plasma membrane. Gene Ontology annotation, molecular function: protein kinase activity; ATP binding. Gene Ontology annotation, biological process: protein phosphorylation. Lineage: Eukaryota; Viridiplantae; Streptophyta; Magnoliopsida; Sapindales; Anacardiaceae. The record is from RefSeq and is a predicted model, not a curated record.
UCUUUAAUUGUGUUCUGUUCGUGAUCCAAUGUCCGUCUUAUUCUAAAUCUCUCUGCUCUACCCUUUCUUCCUCUGUAUCUUUAUCUAAAUAUGAUAGAUCGAAGAGGAUUCCAUGCCUGUCGGAUUGUCCCUUCCAGGGUUUGACAUCUAACAAAGGGGAAGAAGCGAGUGUUUCAAUUUCAAGACUUCCUCCUACCGCUACUGCUGGUCUAUUUGUCUCCAGGUUUUGGUGUUUGUUAAUUUCUCUUGUCUUCUCAACUCACCUUCUGCGUCGCUUCCCACCCCAUACCCGCUAAGGCUACCGCUUUUUCUUUUGGUCCUACCGCUACUCACUCCUUAAUAAUUAUCCACCGACAAUAUCUCCUUUUAAAUCCCACAACUUUGACCCUCAUAGCCCGCCCUUGUUUCCUCUGUUCUUCUCUUACUAGUCUUACUGUUUGUAAUGGCCUUCUUCGCCAAGUUGUUCAGGAUCAAAAAAUUGAGACGCAGACCCAGUAAUAAUCAAGUUGGAGUCGUGGUUGAUCAAAAGGCGGAGGAUGGUGAUGGUUCUUCCACAAAGAAAUACAGUUGGGACGACAUUGAGACAUUCACCAAUAAUUUUUCGGUAGUGAUUGGAUCAGGAGGGUUUAGUAACGUCUAUCUGGCUCGUUUACCUGGUUCCAUUCACCCUCAAGGGGCAAUCAAGAUUCUCAAUCAGGUCUUCCAGCAAGAACUAGAUAUCCUGCUCCGCCUUUGCCACGAAAAUAUUGUCAAGUUUCUCGGCUACUGUAACGAUAAAGAUGAAGGCGCUCUGGUGUUUGAAUACGUGCCGAAUGGGAGCUUGCAUGAGAAGCUCCAUGGAGGAAGCAAAAGGAUGGAGUCAAUACUUCCCUGGAAAAACCGUAUGGCUAUAGCUUUCCAGCUUGCCAAAGCAAUUGAGUAUCUACAUGAGAAAUGCACCCUGCACAUCGUACACGGUGACAUCAAAUCUUCAAACAUCCUUCUGGACGAGUAUUUCAACUGCAAGCUCUGUGAUUUUGGGUCUGCAAAGAUGGGGUUUUCUUCGGUUGUGCUGCCACCGUCAAGGACCAAGCAAGUGAUGAUGGGUUCUCCAGGUUACACAGACCCUCACUACUUGAGAACUGGAAUAGCCUCAAAGAAGAAUGAUAUUUACAGCUAUGGAGUUAUCCUUUUGGAACUUGUAACGGGUAUGGCGGCUUUUUGCCCCGAAAGAGGUCAACUAUUGACAUCUUUAGCAGCAGCCGUCCUGAAAGAUGUCUCUGAAUGUGAAAGCAAGAAAGUAAAAGAAAUGGUGGAUCCACGGUUGGGCGGGGAGUUUGACUUGGAAGAGGCAAGGACCAUGCUAUCAAUCUCUGAACUUUGCCUUCGACAGGCUCCCAUUCACAGGCCUUCUGCUAGUGAAAUCUUGCAUACUAUGGAGGAUAAAAUCUUCUCUCAACAAACAAAGAUUCACAAGUAAAUAAUUAAUCCAUAAACCUUUAAUGUGAAAAACUGUAAAUUAAUUUUUCUUCUUUGUAGUUAAAUUUGCUGCAUGUCAUAGUACCAUCGUGAUUGUGGGUAUAUGACGCGCGUGUGUGCCGACAGAGUGUUAAAGGCUGUAAUCAAUUGUUGUAUUUGAACUUCAGUCAGAAAACAAAAACAUAAUCAAAUUCAAAUAAAUCUUUAUUAUUUUAA